AAGAAACGAGAAGCGAGCGACGACGAGUUGAAAGAAAUUCUACAAACAUGUCUUCUAAAGAACAAUUCAUUAAAGUGUUCGACGAGUUGGUGGUCGAGUUGAGACAGAUCUUGACGGACUACAAGAUGCCUGCCGAGGCUAUCGAGUGGUAUGAAAGGUCAUUAAACUACAACACUCCCGGUGGAAAAUUGAACAGAGGUUUAUCAGUUGUUGAUACUUACUGCAUUUUAACCAACCAAAAGGUCACCGAUUUGGACGUCGAAACCUAUAAAAAGGUGGCGGUUUUGGGCUGGUGUAUUGAGUUGUUACAAGGUUUUUUUUUGGUUUCUGACGAUAUCAUGGAUCAGUCUAAAACCAGAAGAGGCCAACCCUGCUGGUAUUUGGUAGAAGGUAUUGGUAACAUCGCCAUUAACGACUCCUUUAUGUUGGAAGGUGCCAUAUACGUGUUGUUGAAGAAGUACUUCAAGAAAGACUCGUACUACGUGGACUUGUUGGAGUUGUUCCAUGAUGUGACGUUCCAAACCGAGUUGGGCCAGUUGUUGGACUUGACAACUGCCGACGAAGAGGUGGUGGACUUGGACAAGUUCUCGUUGGAGAAGCAUUCGUUCAUCGUCAUCUUCAAGACCGCCUACUACUCAUUCUAUUUACCGGUGGCCUUGGCAAUGUUUGUGGCAGGAAUCUCCGAUGAGAAGGACUUGAAGCAAGCAGAGGAUAUAUUGGUGCCCUUGGGUGAAUACUUCCAGAUUCAAGAUGACUACUUGGACUGUUUUGGAACCCCGGAGCAGAUUGGUAAGAUUGGUACCGAUAUCAAGGACAACAAGUGUUCUUGGGUGGUGAACCAAGCGUUGAAGUUGGUUACUCCUGAGCAGAGACAGGUUUUAGAAGAAAACUACGGCAGAAAAGAUGAUGUCAAGGAGGCCAAGUGCAAGCAAUUGUUCAAUGAUUUGGGCAUUGAAGCCAUCUACCAGGAGUAUGAAGAAUCGAUUGUGGGUGAAUUAAAGGGCAAGAUUGAGGCCAUCAACGAGUCAUCGGGCUUAAAAAAGCAGGUGUUUUACACCUUCUUGAACAAGAUCUACAAGCGUUCCAAAUAGUUUAUGUAUACAUUUUCUUUAUAUAUAGAAAUUAAAUAGGGUGUUGAUGCACAUUAAGACUUAAACAUUGACUCUAUCCAACUCUUCCUUUCCGGCCUUGGUGUACAAGAAUUCGUUGUAGUCUCUGGCUUGGGCCCAGAUGCUCCAGACGAUGGAAAAUGGGAUGAUCACGAAGAGAGCUUGGUUUUUAACUCUUCUGAAGGUGUUGAAAAAUGCUUUGUGUAAGUUACCCUUCAAAGGUCUGGUAGCGUAAGGGGUUACUGUGUACUGGUUGACGUACUUUUGUUUGGGGCCACCGAUAGCACCCCACCAUCCCAUGUAAUGUUUAGCUGCUGGAGGACCUGCCAUUGUGAAUGUGUGUUGAGUGAGUAUU
This is a messenger RNA of Yamadazyma tenuis ATCC 10573, 1464 nucleotides long. The record is from RefSeq and is a predicted model, not a curated record. Lineage: Eukaryota; Fungi; Ascomycota; Pichiomycetes; Serinales; Debaryomycetaceae.